Messenger RNA from Naegleria lovaniensis, 867 nucleotides. RefSeq lists its product as uncharacterized. Gene Ontology annotation, molecular function: uracil DNA N-glycosylase activity. NCBI's taxonomy places the organism in Eukaryota, Heterolobosea, Eutetramitea, Acrasida, Naegleriidae. Bases 1 to 867 code for a protein of 288 amino acids. Gene Ontology annotation, cellular component: mitochondrion; nucleus. The transcript is spliced from 3 exons. Gene Ontology annotation, biological process: base-excision repair, AP site formation via deaminated base removal; base-excision repair. The record is from RefSeq and is a predicted model, not a curated record.
AUGUCUGCUUCGUCAUCAAACGUUGACAUGGAAUUGUUGUUGAAUGAAUCAUGGAGAUCAACUAAUUUGCCUGAUAUUAUCAAAAAACAGCCCGAUGUAGAAAAAUUUCUCGGAAAAAACAGAGAUUCUAAUAUUAUUCCCAAAUUGGAAAAUACAUUUCGAGCACUCAACGAGAUGAGUUCUGUUUCGGAAUGUAAAGUUGUCAUUUUCGGUCAAGACCCCUAUCCAAGAGAAGAAAGUGCAAUUGGUAUUGCUUUUUAUGACGGUCAGAUCAAAAAGUGGACGGAUGCCAUGUCCCCAAGUUUCAGAAAUAUCGUCAAGAAUGUUUUAAUUGGUACUGGACAUUUGAACUCAAGUGAUAAAGUGGAAACAAUGAGAAAACAAAUUGCCAAACUCAAGUUAUUGGAUCCACCCGAUUGGUUUGAAUACACCAUGAAACAAAAUGUAUUGUGGCUCAAUACAGCAUUGACAUUUAGUGGCACUGAUAAGAAUGAGCUCAACAAACAUACCAAAUUCUGGGCACCAAUUGUUGAGGGAAUUGUUGAAACACUUGUCAAAGAAUCCACUAAGGGCUUGGUAUUUGUGUUAUGGGGAGGAAAUGCCAAAAAGUUAAAAACCAUGAUUAAUAAGGUGGCUAAAAAAGGAACCAAGAAGGUAGAAUUUGUUGAAGCAAAUCAUCCUGCAGUAGAGAGCUUCAAUGAUGUUCAAAGCUUCACAAAGGUGAAUGAAGCACUUAAAAAGCUUGGUCAUGAAGAGAUCGACUGGUUGGGUACUGAAAAGAAGAGAAAGGAGGCCCCAAGUUCCUCCAGCUCAACAGAAGAUGAGGAGACCACUGGGGAAUCUUCAAACAAGAAGGCUAAAAAAUAG